Messenger RNA from Dendroctonus ponderosae (mountain pine beetle), 2621 nucleotides. It is a transcript of the gene HnRNP-K, whose product is annotated as heterogeneous nuclear ribonucleoprotein K homolog. Gene Ontology annotation, biological process: regulation of transcription by RNA polymerase II; regulation of mRNA splicing, via spliceosome. The record is from RefSeq and is a predicted model, not a curated record. Lineage: Eukaryota; Metazoa; Arthropoda; Insecta; Coleoptera; Curculionidae. Gene Ontology annotation, cellular component: nucleus; cytoplasm. The coding region runs from base 306 to 1760 and encodes 484 amino acids. The transcript has 12 exons. Gene Ontology annotation, molecular function: mRNA binding.
AAACGUAGCAAGCCAGAGUCGUCCAUGCUAUUCGGAUAAUCUUAACCAGUUUAUAUCAAGGCAAAGUUCGAGUUGCACGUUAGCGUUGAGUACGUUAGUUUGGUUCAGUUUGUUUCAGUUAGUCGUGUAGUUACAUUGAACGUGGUGGGACAAAGUUACUUUGCAAUUUCUAACAAUAACGCGGUACUGUGAGUUCGAGGUUAAUCACCCUUUUCGCUCAAGUGACGCUCAUUAGUUAUACCUUCUACCUAGUGGACGCACAAAUUUGGAUUCUUACUUCUAGUUUUUUAGCUAUCAAUCUAGCCAUGAAGCGAGGAGCUGACGGCGACAUGGGCAGCCCACUGAAACGCUCCAAAAGAGCGGGAGAUGAAGAAGUACGCUUACUUAUUCCUAGUAAGGUUGCCGGUUCGAUCAUUGGCAAAGGAGGGCACAAUAUCACAAAGUUAAGGAGCCAGUACAAAGCCUCGAUUACUGUCCCCGAUUGUCCGGGCCCUGAACGGUUGUUAACACUGUCGUCAGAUAUGGACAGCCUUUGCAAUAUCGUAAACGAUGUGAUCCCAAACCUGGAAGAGAAUGGAGCAACGGCUGGAAACGGAAACGAUAUUGAUAUGCGAAUGAUGGUUCAUCAGAGUCAAGCUGGAUGUAUCAUCGGUAAAGGAGGCAGCAAGAUUAAGGAAAUUAGAGAGAAAAUUGGCACCCGUAUCAAAAUAUUUUCAAAUCCCGCCCCGCAGAGCUCUGACCGUGUUAUUCAGAUCAUUGGUGAGCCGGCCAAGUGUAUCGACACUUUGCGUGAGGUGCUUACCCUAAUUAAACAGAGCCCUAUCAAAGGUGUUGUUAACCCUUACGACCCACAUAACUUCGAUGAGUUCUACGCCAAUGAGUAUGGCGGAUGGGGUGGUCAACAACAAGGGGGCGGUCGGGACAGAGAAGGUCCUAACUUUGGAGGCCGCACCGGAGGACGUGGAGGACCACCAAGAGGAGGCGGCGGAGCAGGCGGUGGACGGUCUUUUAGUGACGGAUCAAGAGGUGGGCCCGGCCCACGAGAUGGACCUAGAGGUGGACCGGGUGGUGCUGGAGGACCAGGUGGGCCAGGUCUGGGUGGACCUCGCGGAGGUGGAAUAAGAGAACCACCUUUUGGAGGAGGUAGCAAGCCAGUAAAUCGAUUUGGAGGUGACAGCGGACCACCAAACAGAGGAGGAGCAAGUGGUGGCGGCUUCAACAACAGGAACAGUUUUGACAGAAGUGGCCCCAACCGAGACAGUGGAUUCACCAACAGAAACUCGUUUGGUGACAAUCGCAGUCCGUUUGGUGGCAGUCAAGGAGGCGGGUCUGGUAAUGGUGCUGGAUUUGGCGGUGGUCGUGCCAACAAUGGAGUAGGUGGUGGUGGUGGUUUUGAGCGGAAUGGCUGGGGUGGAGGAGGAGGAGGCAACAACUCUUUCAAUAACCCUCCACCAAGCUUUAGCUCGCCUCCGCCUAACGCGUCUGGACCCAUUGGAUUAGGCAAUGCAUCGGGGCCUGGAGGGCUCACCCAAACCCAGGUUACGAUUCCCACCGACCUUGCUGGAGCUAUUAUCGGAAAAGGCGGCGGUAGGAUUCGCAAGAUCCGUAAUGAGUCUGGUGCCGGAAUAACUAUCGACGAACCUCUGCCCGGUUCAACUGACCGUAUCAUCACUAUUAGUGGAACCCCCAAUCAAAUACAAAUGGCCCAAUAUUUAUUACAGCAAAGCGUCCACCAAAAUACGGACAACCGAAAUUUCUAAGAAGAAAUUACUAGAAGUAACCUCUAAAAUAUUUGCUUAAUGUAUUCAGUUUCAUUACAUAAUUCUAGUACAUCUAUACACCAACAAAUAAUUAUAAGUUUUUAGUAUAAUCCAACCUUUGGAAUCGUCAUUAGUUUUCAUUUUUCUUAAGUACGUUAGCAACCAGAAUAGUAUGGUUUAUAAUUAUGAUUUAAUUAUAAGAAACAUUCCAGAAACUUUUCUGUUCUAUGGGCAUUAGGACAACUGGUAGAAACUCGUUUAAUUUGAUUAUCAGACCAAUCAGGAAUGUAUCAGUUUUAUGCUUAGGCCAGCUGGUAAUAUAAGAAAAAUUCUCACAACUGCAGAUUAUUUUUUAUCUCACUUUGUAAGUUUAAGUCCCCGUCUUAGGUGUUAAGAUUAAUUUUUUUGUGACUGAAGUAGUUUUCGUUUUCCUUAAGGAAGUUAAUUUAGGAUUUUGUUAGUUAGGUAUACAAUAUGAUUUAUGUGUAAAUUGCAAUUUUAGGACAGAAAAAAUCAGAUAAACAGUUUGAGAAAUUAAACAUUUUUGCUAGCAACAAACAAAAUAUUCAUGAAAAACUUAUUGUGUACCGGCAUUAAUUAAGUUAGAAAUGUAUAAAGUACUAUUCAGAAAAUGUAUUAAUUUGAAAAAGCAGAAAUCCUAAUGAAAAAAAAAAUCUAUUUUAGUAGUUUUGCUAGGAGAAAUGAAUAAGUACAAAAUAUAUGUUGGUCGUUUCUCCGAUGGCAUUAUUUGUCAACCAAAUAUUCAUUAACCAUAGAUGUAAGUUUAUCAUGUUCUAUAUAAUUUAAACAGACAAUUCAAUAUGUGUCUGGUAUUAUGUCAAUAAAGAUUUGUACUAGGAA